ACGGAAGUGUCGAAAACAGGCACUGUCAUCUUCUUUGUUUGUUUUUAGUUUAUUUGGUCAAAACUCUCUUCCUGUUUAGCUUGUUCUUCUUGUUCUCUGCAAUCUCUGAAACUUCUGAACGAUUGGUGAAGAUGGACCUUUUGUUGGAGGGAAAUGGAAUAAUGGGUUUGUUGAUGGAUCUAUUCCCUGUCCUGAUUAAUUUUCCGAAGUUGAAUGUGAUGAUGGUAUUGUUGAGAACGCUGCUGUGAUUCUGAUGCUUAUAAGCCAACAUGCUUCACAACAACUAAUUCAUGAGGCAGGGUGUUCUGCAAUGGAUUUCAAACAAGAAGAGAGUAAGACGGUAACCAUGGACUCUACCAGUCAGGGGAUCGAGGGUUCAUCUGUUAAGAUAAAGGUGUUGCUCUUUGCCAGGGCUCGUGGUCUAACUGGCUUGAGUGAUAUGCCACUGGAGGUGUCCUCUGGUAGUACUGCCCUUGAUUGUUUAGAUAAGCUCAUUGCCAUGUUUCCAAGCUUGACAGAGAUCCGCGGAUGCAUGGUGCUUGCUCUUAAUGAGGCGUACACAGCUGAUUCUGCAGUCGUUAAAGACAAGGAUGAGUUGGCCAUAAUACCUCCGAUAAGUGGUGGCUGAAGGCAUCUCAUAUAACCAACAACUGCAAGGAGGUCCAUAUAUUCUAAACCUUGAAUAGUUAUAGAAGGUUGUUCAUAGUUAUCGUUGAGCUCAUACGCGUGCAAGUACAUCUACGAAGCCAAGUCUUGGAUAUCUUUUUUGAUAGGUGAAACCUCGAGUACCAACAAUCGUUAUUGUCGACAUUUGGUAGUUAAUAAAGGAGGAGAACAUAAGCACAUAAUUUUAGCUUCUUGGGAAAUGUAUGAUGUUGUGGUAUGUGUACAAAACAGUAGUACCAACAAAAUUAUCUGCCCCUUUUUUUGGAAA
Messenger RNA from Pyrus x bretschneideri (Chinese white pear), 934 nucleotides. RefSeq names its product molybdopterin synthase sulfur carrier subunit. Bases 254 to 628 code for a protein of 124 amino acids. Gene Ontology annotation, biological process: Mo-molybdopterin cofactor biosynthetic process. Lineage: Eukaryota; Viridiplantae; Streptophyta; Magnoliopsida; Rosales; Rosaceae. The transcript is spliced from 3 exons. The record is from RefSeq and is a predicted model, not a curated record. Gene Ontology annotation, cellular component: cytosol.